GAUCUCUGAUUACAUGGAUCUAUCCACCACGGAUGUUGUGGGGAAAAACUGCUAUCACUUCAUUCAUGCUGAGGAUGUUGAAGGAAUCAGGCACAGUCACCUGGACUUGUUAAACAAGGGGCAGGUGGUCACCAAGUACUAUCGCUGGAUGCAAAAGAACGGAGGUUACAUGUGGGUGCAGUCCAGUGCAACCAUCUCCAUCAACGUCAAGAAUGGAAAUGAGAAGAACAUCAUCUGGGUCAACCACGUGCUGAGCAAGCCAGAGCACCGAGAUACCCCAAUGGACAUCUCCCAGCUUCCGUUGUCGGCCAUUAAAACUUCCAAGCAACUGGAGUUGUCGGAUUCGGAAUCUGAUUCCCGGGAACACUUAGAAAGGGACAAUCCAAAAGACACUGGGAAGCGAAGCAAUUACGAGAAGAGGACAGAGCCCCGCUCAGAAGGCUGGAAACGAUCAGCAAGCCAGUCGGAGGAAGAGUUGACUUCGGCCAAGGAUGACAGCGACACCAGCCAGCCCGACGACUCGGACAGCGAGGGGCCAAGCACCGGGAGGAGGAGCUUCGUCCUGUCCAAGGUCAAACGCAUGAAGGUCGAGGGGGACAGUGAGGUGCGGCCAGCAGCCCGCGAGUCCCGGAGCUCCCUCCCCAGUGGCGGUGACGGGGACACAGAUAGCUCGGAGGAUGAGAGUGCCAGCUUAGCCAGUAAGCCCCAGUAUCUAAAGAGGAAGAAGAGGCCUCGGGAGAGCUCGGCCUCCAGGGCCAGGUCGUCAGACUCACCGAGCCCAGGCGCCUCCGACUUUGGCGGUGGAGGGGGUGGAGGUCGGACCCCGUCCAAACCCGCACCCGACCGUAUCUCCCCUCUGAAAAUCAAGACCGAGGCCACUCAGCCUGUCAACUUCGACAACAACAGCGCCAUCUGGAACUUUCCACCCAACCGCGAGGUCAUGAGGAGUGAGCUGCCUUACCGCCUGGCGACCUCGGAGCACUUUCAUCCAGUGCCAGCUCUUCACGUUGCCAUCCCAGAUUCUGUGCUGACCCCCCCAGGGGGCGCCGACGCCAGUGGUGGGCAGAAGACUCCGUUCAGCAGCCCCACCUCGCCACCCCCCGCUGCCCGGUCAGUCCUGGCGGCAGGAGGAGGGACGGGAGGGUCAUCGGAUGCCCUGUCACCUCCUCUGUCAGGCUCCCCCCGUGAGGACAAGGCCCAGGCAGUGGCCUACGCACACGAGCUGGAGAUGGUGCACCAACGGCGGCUGCACGCGGUGCUGCCAUUGGUGACCCCUCACCCUGUGAGCGGAGCUGGCCCUUCCUCUUCCCCCUCCUCCUCCAUCGUCGUCGGUGGUGGCAGCGGCGGCCCCCCACCUCAGGGCCUCUACACCACCAGCACCAUCCGCUAUGCGCCAGCCGAUGUCGCCUUGGCCAUGCAGGGCAACCUGCUGCCUGCUGCUGCCGCCAUCAACUUUGUGGACCUCAACGCCUCUGCCUUUGGCGGUGCCGGUGGCAGCACCGCUGAUUCAAAAGCCCAAGUGGAGAUGAUCUACCACCAUGUUCAGCGGCUAAACAUGGCGGGGCCCUUCGCCAGCCCCGUCGGUGCAGCUGGCUUGACCCAGGUGCCAGCGGGAAGCGUCUUCACGACGGCCGAGGCCCUGCUGUCCACCCUUCCCUUCCCCAUGAACACGGGCAGUAUCCAUGCCCCCCAGACUCUGGAACGCAAGGAAGAUUGA
Molecule: messenger RNA, 1717 nt
Organism: Rhincodon typus (whale shark)
Lineage: Eukaryota; Metazoa; Chordata; Chondrichthyes; Orectolobiformes; Rhincodontidae
Product: neuronal PAS domain-containing protein 3-like
Exons: 4
Biological process (GO): regulation of transcription by RNA polymerase II
Molecular function (GO): RNA polymerase II transcription regulatory region sequence-specific DNA binding; DNA-binding transcription factor activity, RNA polymerase II-specific; protein binding
Source: RefSeq, a predicted model, not a curated record